CUCCCCUUCCUAUUAGGAUCGAUGGACCUAUAAAUACGGUUCUCUCUCCCUCCUCUCGAACUCGUCUUCAACAAAGAGGAAAACCCUAGCUUAUGUCUCAGCGAGCAAGCGUCCCACACUCCGCCUCUAUAGCCUUCGCUCGCCAUUCCCAUCUCCUGGUCUCCAGUGAGAUGAACCCUAACUCCAACUGGUAGCGGCAAAGAAGUUUCAUUGCUUUGAUCUAAGAUUUCUCUCGAUCCUCUUCGAGAGUUCGAGAUCUCCGGUCCCUUUCUUUUGAUCACAGCAAGAAGAAUAUUUUUAUAAGAAAAAAAAAGUGAGAUGGGUUUGAAGGGUUUCGUCGAGGGGGGCAUCGCCUCGAUCGUGGCGGGGUGCUCGACCCACCCGCUCGAUCUCAUCAAGGUGCGGAUGCAGCUCCAGGGGGAGACGCUCUCCCCGGCCGUGACCGCCGCGCAACUCCGCCCCGCCCUCGCCUUCCCGAGCGGCGGCGCCGUGGCGCUCCCCCACCACCACCACCACCACCACCUCCUCCCGCCGCCGCCGCGGAAGCCGGGGCCGAUCGCGGUGGGGGCGCAGAUCCUACGGUCGGAGGGCCCCGCCGCCCUCUUCUCCGGGGUCUCGGCCACGGUGCUCCGCCAGACGCUGUACUCGACGACCCGGAUGGGGCUCUACGACGUGCUGAAGAAGAAGUGGUCCCCCGGGGGCGACGGCGCCGCGCUCCCGCUCCACCGCAAGAUCGCGGCUGGGCUGGUGGCGGGCGCCGUGGGCGCGGCGGUGGGCAACCCCGCGGACGUGGCCAUGGUCCGGAUGCAGGCCGACGGGCGCCUCCCCGCCGCGGAGCGCCGCAACUACCGCGGCGUCGGCGACGCGAUCGCGCGCAUGGCGCGCUCCGAGGGCGUGGCGAGCCUGUGGCGCGGGUCGGCGCUGACGGUGAACCGCGCGAUGAUCGUGACCGCGUCGCAGCUCGCGACCUACGACCAGGCCAAGGAGGCGAUCCUCGCGCGCCGCGGCCCCGGCGCCGACGGGCUGGGGACGCACGUGGCGGCGAGCUUCGCGGCGGGGCUGGUUGCGGCGGCGGCGUCGAACCCGGUGGACGUGGUGAAGACGCGGGUGAUGAACAUGCGGGUCGAGAAGGGCGCCGCCCCGCCCUACGCCGGCGCCCUCGACUGCGCCCUCAAGACCGUGCGCGCCGAGGGCGUCACCGCCCUCUACAAGGGCUUCAUCCCCACCGUCUCGCGCCAGGGCCCCUUCACUGUCGUCCUCUUCGUCACCCUCGAGCAGGUCCGCAACCUCCUCAAGGACUUCUAAUGGCGAUGAUGAUGAUCCGAUUCGAUCAGAUCGAAUGUUUUCUUCUCAUUCUUCUUUACCCAUGAUGAUGACGACGAUAAAAUAAACUUUUAAUGAAAAAAAUAUAUUUUAUAUA
Messenger RNA from Ananas comosus (pineapple), 1420 nucleotides. RefSeq names its product mitochondrial uncoupling protein 5-like. Gene Ontology annotation, biological process: mitochondrial transport; succinate transmembrane transport; phosphate ion transmembrane transport. The record is from RefSeq and is a predicted model, not a curated record. The transcript has a single exon. Gene Ontology annotation, molecular function: thiosulfate transmembrane transporter activity; succinate transmembrane transporter activity; malate transmembrane transporter activity. NCBI's taxonomy places the organism in Eukaryota, Viridiplantae, Streptophyta, Magnoliopsida, Poales, Bromeliaceae. Gene Ontology annotation, cellular component: mitochondrial membrane. The coding region runs from base 319 to 1305 and encodes 328 amino acids.